ACAUUUGAAUGUUAAUAAAAGUUUCACAAGAUUACUCUUGAAGAUGGAAAUUUAGCUGAGCCAUUGUCUGACGUUUCCCAAAUUAUUGAAACAGUAGUGCUUAUUAAAUCCACAAAAAAAAUAUUUCAAUCCCCAAAUAUAACACAUUUUCGUUUAUUCGAAUUUCGCGCCAUUGAAUGAACCACAUGGCCGCCAUCUUAAAAAAGGGCAGCUUUCAGUACAUGAAUAAAUGACUCACAUCCUACCAAUUCGAGUAUUCUCCCUAUAAUAUCUUAUAAAAUAAUUUAUUUUCAGAUUUGAUUUUCAUUAUUUUCAAAAUUAUGAUAAAGAUCUCAAACGGUGUUGAUGAAAUACCUACAUCUGCUAAAAUUUUCAUAACGAAUCAAUUGGGAGAUGGUGGUAUUGUGCCUAUUAAUAUAAGCGGUCGUUUAACCAACGAAUUAGGAAAGGAGCUCCUGAAAGCAGCAUCUGAUGGGGACGUGGAUGAAACCCAAAGGUUACUUUAUGAAGGCGCCCCUUUCACAGCUGAUUGGCUAGGAACCAGCCCCCUUCAUCUAGCUGCACAAGGCAAUCAUGUGGAAAUAUGCGAAAUAUUAUUGAGGGCUGGAAUUUCCACUAAUGCAAGAACUAAAGUCGAUAGGACUCCUCUUCAUAUGGCUGCAUAUGAAGGACAUUUAGAAGUUGUAAAAUUAUUAUUGAAGGAAGAAGCUGACGUGGAUGAGACUGAUUUGUUAGGUAUGACGCCUCUCCAUUGGGCAGUGCAAAAUGGUCACUUUGACGUAGUACAAGCCCUAUUGAACGGUGGAGCCCACCAGGAUAUGGAGAAUAAGUUUGGUUUGAAACCUAUAGAUAUAGCGCACCAGAUUGAAAGGUAUGAUAUAAUUGAGUUACUCGAGGAGGGAGUAUUGGAAGAUCCUACAUCGGCUACGGAAAAUCUGGCUAUCGAGAUGGCUACUGAAGAUGAAAACGUUGAACAAUUGACCUUGUCUAAUAAUACCAUCACAAUGGAAGAUAUCGAUGAUUCCUCUAAUGCCUUAGACGAUAAAAUACAUGAGAUGAAAUUCAAAUGUGAACCGGAAAUGGAUAACUCUUUGUCGGAUUCUAUGAAAAUCUUGCAAGAACAUGGUAUAACCCUUUUACCGACUGAUGAUGACAAUAAUAUUCUUAGUACGGUGAUGGAAAGCGGCCAUUCUGUAGUUUUAACAGAGGUGGGAAAGCAAAUUUUGGAGUCGGUGAAAGCUGAGGAAGAAUCCUCUCAAAACAUAACAAGAAAUCUAGUGAAUCUUGAGCGGGAGAGAUUCAUUACUGUGAGUCCCAGCGAUUUACUGACUUUGUCUCCGCAACCUACGGUUGAAAAGAAGGAGAGGUCGAAGGUGAUUAAUAAAGAGUCACGAAACAUCAAACGAAUAGUGAUGAAGAAGAAUAAGCUGCAACCAAUGUCUUUGACACCGAAUAUUCUCAAACAAGCGAAUCAGAAUGUUCAAUUGUUCCGACCCAGCUCUAAAGAAACAGAAAAUGAGAGAUUAUCGAAAGAAUUAGCUGAAGCGAAGAGGACGAUAGAGGAAUACAAGCAAAAACUGUUAGAGAAAGAGGCAGAGUUAGAGACUUACAAAUUGAAGUUAAAACUUCUGGGGUACAGUUGACCUGAUUGUUUCCUUAUUUUUUUGUACAUAUUCAUUUUUAACCUCGCAUUGACUCACUCCUCGAAGUUAUUUAUUGUUGUAAAAUAUGAAUCGAGUCACCUGAUCAUGAUUACAAGGUAAAAGACAUCGGAGAGGCUUUCUUGUUGGUUAUUAUUGUAUUAUCUCUUUUCAUCCUAUCUGAUUUGUGCCUUAAAAGGAACUGAAUGAAAUAUGUCCCCAUUAUGGCCUCCUUUAAUCCAAACGAAACAAGUCUUUAUUGCUCAUUUGGAAGGAGAUGGCGGUUCACACGACGACCACGUUUUUCACCGUAUCGUAAUUUAUGACGAAUCGUUAUUUUUCACGUAUCGUGAUUUAUGACGGAUCGUUUUUUUCGACGUAUCGUGAUUUAUGACGAAUCGUUAUUUUCGAGUUGAAUGUCUAAAAACAAUCAGGAGUGUGAACCGAAAGUUAGAGUGUUAUUCAGUUUCGAAAAUUGUAUUCAGAUAUUUCAGUUUUAUUUCUUGGAUUGUUUUGAAGAUGAUGAAGAUUUUAAGGAAAUGUGAUAAUUUUUGAGUGAUGUUUAGUCAUUGUCUUCGGAAUAAACUGUUAUUUUUAUUAUUAUAUUUGUUAUUUCGAAAAUAAAAAUUGUUUUUAUGAAA
This is a messenger RNA of Coccinella septempunctata (seven-spotted ladybird), 2281 nucleotides long. RefSeq names its product GA-binding protein subunit beta-1-like. NCBI's taxonomy places the organism in Eukaryota, Metazoa, Arthropoda, Insecta, Coleoptera, Coccinellidae. The transcript has 8 exons. Gene Ontology annotation, biological process: positive regulation of transcription by RNA polymerase II. The record is from RefSeq and is a predicted model, not a curated record. Bases 321 to 1643 code for a protein of 440 amino acids. Gene Ontology annotation, cellular component: nucleus. Gene Ontology annotation, molecular function: transcription cis-regulatory region binding; protein binding.